AUGCCUCUCUUUAUCUUUCUUUCUUAUUUCUUUCCUUUUUUUAUCUUUUGUCCCAUUCUCCCAAGAUAUUUUAUUCCUUCUUCUAUUCUUCAUUCUUCAUAUAUUUUCUAUUUUUCUCCUUUCUCUUUCUUCUUUCUUGCUUACUUUCAUUUUUUUCUGGCUCGACUGUAUUUCUUCCGACACAAUUUUUUUUUUCUUCUCUUCCUUCUACUUUUGUUCACUUCUUGUGCUUUCAUUAUCUCCUUAUUUUUCUUGUUCCCGUUUGCCGGAAUCUUCGCUGCUUUUAAUUCAAAACUUCGUUCUCCAUUACCCUUCUGUAUAAUCCUUCUUUCCCGCCAUUCUUCCUGUCUCUAUUUCAGCCAUUUCUUUUCCUCCAUUUUUCACUUAAGUUAUUCUUUUUCUUCAUUAAUUAUUCCUUUUUUUUUUUCUACGGCUGUAUUUCUUAAUCAUCAUUUUCUUGUACUUAGAUUCCAUGUUCCUUUUCUUGCUUUCCUUCCUCCUUUAACUUCUUUUCUAUCGUCAAGCUACUCGCUUUAUUUCUUCUCAUUGUACCACGUUUAUUUUGUUCUUCAUACAAUUCUUGUUUCCGCCUUUUACAUGAAUUUCUUUAAAUAA
Molecule: messenger RNA, 615 nt
Organism: Acanthosepion pharaonis
Lineage: Eukaryota; Metazoa; Mollusca; Cephalopoda; Sepiida; Sepiidae
Source: the annotation of a GenBank genome assembly